AGAGCGGCUCCUUGGAGUCCACAGCAUCCACCGCCGGAGCCUCGCCUUCCUUUCUCCGUCUGCAGACAUAUCGAGACACAAAAAGAGGCAACCUCCAGACCAGUGCGAGGGACCCACUCCCAUCAUGACCGAGACCACAAAGACCCACGUUAUCCUGCUGGCCUGCGGCAGCUUCAAUCCCAUCACUAAAGGGCACAUUCAGAUGUUCGAAAGAGCCAGGGAUUAUCUGCACAAGACUGGAAGAUUCAUUGUGAUUGGUGGAAUUGUCUCUCCUGUCCACGACUCCUAUGGAAAACAGGGCCUUGUGUCGAGCCGGCAUCGUCUCGUCAUGUGUCAACUGGCUGUCCAGAAUUCCGACUGGAUCAGAGUGGACCCAUGGGAGUGCUACCAAGACACCUGGCAGACGACCUGCAGUGUAUUGGAACACCAUCGAGACCUCAUGAAGAGGGUGACUGGCUGCAUCCUCUCCAACGUCAACACACCUUCCAUGACACCUGUGAUUGGACAGCCACAACAUGAGAACACCCAGCCUAUUUACCAGAACAGCAAUGUGUCCAGCAAGCCCACUGCAGCCAAGAUCUUGGGAAAGGUGGGAGAGAGCCUCACCCGGAUCUGCUGCGUCCGCCCUCCCGUGGAGCGCUUCACCUUUGUAGAUGAGAAUGCCAACCUGGGCACAGUGAUGCGGUAUGAAGAGAUUGAGCUGCGCAUCUUGCUGCUGUGCGGUAGUGACCUGCUGGAGUCCUUCUGCAUCCCAGGACUCUGGAAUGAGGCAGAUAUGGAGGUGAUUGUUGGGGACUUUGGGAUCGUGGUGGUGCCCCGGGAUGCAGCUGACACAGACCGAAUCAUGAAUCACUCCUCAAUACUCCGCAAAUACAAAAACAACAUCAUGGUGGUGAAGGACGACAUCAACCAUCCCAUGUCUGUAGUCAGCUCCACCAAGAGCAGGCUGGCCCUGCAGCAUGGGGACGGCCACGUCGUGGACUACCUGUCCCAGCCAGUCAUCGACUACAUCCUCAAGAGUCAGCUCUACAUCAACGCCUCGGGCUAGCAACACCCAGCUCUCCACUCUACUCUCCCCGUGUCCUCUGCCAACACACUGGCCCCUCCAGCCACUAUCAGACCCCAUUUUCUCUCUGCCUCUCUGUUUCUCUGUCUUCAUCUUGACUGUUCUCCCCACUGACUGACAGAACCCCCACAGUGUGGGGGCCUGCGAAGAACCGUGGCAUUUCCCAUUCCACAGUCAUUUUUGGAUAAACUUUCCUCUAGUCUCCGGGUUGGGGGGUGGGUAAAGGGAACAGGGUGGGAGUUGGGGGAAGUGCAGCCCUUGGAGAUGUACUGGUGUCCGUCUCCCAGCAUGCUCUAGAGAGGCGACUCUGGUGCCCAUCCUCCCAGCAUGCUCUGGGGACGUGGCUCAGGCUCUCGCCUUCCCAGCAUGCCCUUUACCACAAAGGGCUACUUUUCUUUGUUUCUUUCCCUUUGUCUACUUCUUGUAGAACUUGGAUGGAAUCAGUGUGUGUGGUUUUUAUGCUUGUAGUCUUGAUGCUCUCCUGUGGUUUACUUACCUUCUGACAGGACACUAUAGCCAGUCUCAGCACUCCAAGUGCAUGAGGGCCACACCCAGGAAAGAAAGCAGAGCCGCUUCUGCUUCAACACACAUGCACACACACACACGCACGCAGAUGUACACACACACGCA
Messenger RNA from Microtus oregoni (creeping vole), 1696 nucleotides. It is a transcript of the gene Nmnat2, whose product is annotated as nicotinamide nucleotide adenylyltransferase 2. Gene Ontology annotation, cellular component: Golgi apparatus. Gene Ontology annotation, molecular function: nicotinate-nucleotide adenylyltransferase activity; nicotinamide-nucleotide adenylyltransferase activity. The transcript has 11 exons. Lineage: Eukaryota; Metazoa; Chordata; Mammalia; Rodentia; Cricetidae. Bases 125 to 1048 code for a protein of 307 amino acids. The record is from RefSeq and is a predicted model, not a curated record. Gene Ontology annotation, biological process: NAD+ biosynthetic process.